This is a messenger RNA of Zerene cesonia (dogface butterfly), 1210 nucleotides long. RefSeq names its product twist-related protein 1-like (gene twi). Gene Ontology annotation, molecular function: RNA polymerase II transcription regulatory region sequence-specific DNA binding; protein dimerization activity; DNA-binding transcription factor activity, RNA polymerase II-specific. The transcript has a single exon. The coding region runs from base 121 to 966 and encodes 281 amino acids. Lineage: Eukaryota; Metazoa; Arthropoda; Insecta; Lepidoptera; Pieridae. The record is from RefSeq and is a predicted model, not a curated record. Gene Ontology annotation, biological process: developmental process; regulation of transcription by RNA polymerase II.
GCAGUGGUAGUGGUUAUUUUUUUUGUAUCUUGUCAAUGAAAAGACGGGAAGGGGCUUGGGCGGGCCGCGUCUCAAGACAUUCAGUCUCUUGCUACGAGCGGUUGCGUAUACCAAGCGCACAUGUUGGACGAUAUUACGAACUUUUCGCCCGCGUUCCGACCUCAAACUAUGAGUUACGACUGUGAUAACAGAGUGCCCAUCAAACGCGAGAACCUUGAAUGUCCUGAAGAGGAAGAUUAUUACGGUUACGUGCCUGUGGAAGUCAAGCGGGACACAGACAUGCAAGGAUUCAUAUCGUCCUCGCCAACACAUCUUAUGGACCUUAGCAAUGGCCCGGAACGGCCCGCGCUACAGCAGUCGUGGCCCAAUAACGUGAUUUUCGAAAGUGAAGAAAGAGAUUAUCAACAGCAACAAUACCCGCCAUAUGAACCGAUGUAUGAUCAGCGUCAGAGGCAUUUUUCCCGCUACUACUUCGAAGAUUCCAAUUCUCAAGACAGAAUGGGAGCCUAUUAUGAGCCGGGAGAACCUUCGAAAAUGGCCGAACAAACGUACCGUGCGUCGACUGAAGAGAGAAGCGAAGAAAGCGACGACCAGAGGAGAUCUAAGAAAAGAUCAUCAAAAUCGUCUCGAAAGAAAACACAAUCAUUCGAGGAGAUGCAAAUCCAACGAGUAAUGGCUAACGUGCGGGAGCGGCAGAGGACACAGAGCUUGAACGAAGCAUUCGCAAGUUUGCGACAAAUUAUACCAUCAUUGCCUAGCGAUAAACUAUCCAAGAUACAGACGCUACAGUUAGCGACGCAGUAUAUCGAGUUUUUGUAUCAGAUUUUAUCCAAUAGCGAAUCUGCGGCGAGCAGUGACAGUAGCGACGCGGGCAGCGAACAUGGAAAAUACUUGGCCCAAGAUAAACUAAGUUAUGCUUUCUCAGUGUGGCGGAUGGAAGGCGAAUGGACCAACGGACAGACGUGAUAACAAAUCUAUACAUAACGAAAGACUCAAAAUAUUCCAUAUAAAACGUCUAGUGAUAGUAUUUUGUAAAAAUGUGAAGUUAUUAAGAUUAGAUAGUUUAAGAAGGUUGCGUAAUGUAUAAGUUCUACAUGUGAUAGUCUAUAGUUGUACGAGAACCAAAUAAUUAAAGUGAUAUAUCUAAUUAGGAAAAUUAUACGUAAGAUACUAUUGCACAGCUGCAUACCAAAAAUGUAAAAUUCCAGUU